GGGUUGUAGGACUAGACGUUUCUGUGCCGCGGGUGUCUGCAGUACGCGGACUCUCGCUAGCGCAGCUAAAUGGGAAAUGAAGGCUUGUUUUUAUGUUUCUGUUUUUGUCCUUUCUGCGGGAAAUGGGGAAUAAAUAGAGAUGUCUGUGCCAGUUAACUUCGUGAAUGAAUAAUUUACUUGACUACGCCUCUAGAAAAGCUAGCCUAGGGUGGAGCUCGACAUUGGAGCGGAUCAUUUGAUGUCUGGACUGGAGUAGUAUCGUUGAGACCAAAGUGGAAGUUAAAACGAAGAGUUUUUUUUUUAUUACUUUAAUAUUCUGAACACUUCAGAAAGGUUAAAGAAUUAUGGACUCUGAAACUGUCGCAGAGUGUGCGGGCUCGUAACGGUGCUGAAUCUGGCCAAAUGAGAAGAUUUUCUGUUUUGAGCAAUGCAAUUAAAAAGUUUAUGAACUGUUGUUUAAAAUCAGGCUCCAUACUCAAGUUCUGAGCUCCCUCUCUCCUCAAGAGGACCAAUGGCUCUGGGAUCUCAGUGAUGCUUGUCAUGUGUCACUACAAUUCAUCGGACUGCACACCUCCCGUAGGACUGUCCAACCAGAGCCAGGGGAGUGUGACCACAGUUUUCUGGGACAACAAGACAUCUGGGAGGUCCAUGUCAUCAAUUAAUGAUCCCACCACAGCGGGACUUUUAAUGACUUUGGGCAUUCUCUUCAACAUUGUGGCAAUGGUGAUCCUAGUGAAGGCCUACUCCCAGUUGCGCAGGCGCUCCAAAGCUACCUUCCUUCUGUUUGCAACUUCCUUGGUGGCUACAGACCUGGCUGGGCAUGUCAUCCCUGGUGCCCUGGUGCUGCGACUUUACCAAGCCAAGGCAGUACCUGCCCCCCUGUACUCUACUGACAUCCCCUGCCAGUUCCUAGGUGGCUGCAUGGUCUUCUUUGGUCUGUGCCCUCUUUUCCUGGGCUGUGCUAUGGCAGCGGAACGGUGCCUGGGUGUGACACGACCACUGCUACAUGCUUCGCUGGUCACUAGCACUCGAACCAAAGUCUGUCUCUCCAGCAUCUGGCUGUCAGCACUCUUUGUGUCCCUGCUGCCCAGCUUCCAUUUGGGCUCUUACACCUACCAGCACCCAGGAACCUGGUGUUUCAUCAAUGUCCUGAAUAACACAAAGGCAACAGAUGUGGCCUUUGUUGUGCUUUUCUCUGGGCUGGGCCUGGUGUCCCUGGCAGUAGCGCUGGUCUGCAACACGGUCAGUGGGCUCACGCUUGUGCGGGCCAGGAUGAGACGGAAACUCAGCAGGCGUCAUUCCGCCAAGUCCCACGACGUUGAAAUGGUGGUGCAGUUAGUGGGCAUAAUGGUCACGUCAUGCUUAUGCUGGAGUCCCCUGCUGAUUUUCGCUUUGAUCUCAGUAAUCCAUUCCCGCAGCCAGUCUGCAGACAGGGAUCUGGACACUUACAAGAGACUUAUGAUGAUGGGCGUUCGCCUGGCCACCUGUAACCAGAUUCUGGACCCCUGGGUUUACAUUCUACUUCGCCGCUCUGUGCUGAGGAAGAUCUGCCUCAUGACCAGCCCCAGGGUAAAUUUCAGGAGGCACACCUUCCGCCGAUGGGAGGUCAGCUCCUUUCAGAGCUCAGAGAAAUACACCAUUAACCAAAUCUAAGGCUGCUACAGUAGGAAAGGACAUGUCUUAGACUAAAGUUAAAUGGAAGUCAGGACUGUGAUUGAUGUUCUCAGAGUUAUUUUCUAAAACAUGUUGAAACCUUCUUGUGCUGCUUGUACUUGCAGCAGACUGCAUCUCGAUACAUAUGUGUCAAUGAAAUUGUUGUUUUUUUUAAAUCAGUGUUUGUGGCAUUUAGGAUUUGAUUGUCUGGCGUGGUUGUUUACAAAUAUGCUCUAAACUGAAAUAAACAGUCAUGCAGAUGGACUUCUACAUAUUGCUGUAACAAAGCAAAG
This is a messenger RNA of Scleropages formosus (Asian bonytongue), 1946 nucleotides long. RefSeq names its product prostaglandin E receptor 1b (subtype EP1) (gene ptger1b). Gene Ontology annotation, molecular function: prostaglandin E receptor activity; thromboxane receptor activity. Gene Ontology annotation, cellular component: plasma membrane. The record is from RefSeq and is a predicted model, not a curated record. The transcript is spliced from 4 exons. Lineage: Eukaryota; Metazoa; Chordata; Actinopteri; Osteoglossiformes; Osteoglossidae. The coding region runs from base 532 to 1653 and encodes 373 amino acids. Gene Ontology annotation, biological process: inflammatory response; positive regulation of cytosolic calcium ion concentration; adenylate cyclase-activating G protein-coupled receptor signaling pathway.